Molecule: messenger RNA, 3393 nt
Organism: Morchella importuna
Lineage: Eukaryota; Fungi; Ascomycota; Pezizomycetes; Pezizales; Morchellaceae
Exons: 9
Coding region: 1-3393 (1130 amino acids)
Source: RefSeq, a predicted model, not a curated record
AUGGCUCCGCGUGACGAUCGUCUUCAAUCGGAGAAGGAGGAAUCUGGUCGUUUUCAGUCGGCGGACUCUCAUCAGCAGGAGCGUGGUCAGGCGCGUACAAAUGAAUACCCGGGGCAAAAUGGGCAUCAGUCACCUCGUCUCGAUCCUACCCAUGGUAGAGACUUGAGCAGAGCUCAGUCCUCAACAACAGGAAUCAAACUUUUUAGAUCCAGCUUGGUAGCGCGGAAAAGUGCGCAAAGCUACCAGUCUACUGGACGCCCACGGGGACGUCCUACUAACAAGUUAAGAUUGAGAGAUAAUAGCUUGCCUUCAUCUAGGGUUCCCUCAGCAGGUCGGCAUCAGGCGGUCACGAGAAGUAAUGGAGCGGAAAUUGAUAGAUAUACCAACCAAAAAAAUGAGGAAGAGACAAGUAAUGCCCAUUUCAGGAAGGAUGAUAGAAUGAAGAAUUCCGGAGAUGUACAAAUACCUCAAGGUCGAACAGGUCGUCCGGAUCCGAAGGAAGAUUUAGGCAGCUACAAAAGAUCCGGCUUGUCAGUGACUACAGCUAGCUCGGAUGCAACAAGAGAAUACCGCCCAGCAAACGAUGAACCUCCAAAGUCUAGAAUGAAACGCACCUCCGAGAUCAGCCUAGAAUGUCGGCCACAGGACCGUAGUACAGAGAUGAUUAGGAACCGAACUCUUUCGACAGCAUCUCAAUUCUCCCCGCCACCAGAGUUGAAAUCUAGUAGACCUUCUACAAGUUUAAGAUCGAGUGCUUCGGCUCUUCACAGAAAUUUUAAUCGUCCAGGCCUGGUUACAGUACGUGGUAGAUCCGGAGCCGAUAUCGUCACGUCUAUUUCGACUUCCGCGAUGUCGAUAUCUAGCGGCAGUACGGCGCCACAUUCUUUUCCUCACUUAGGGCAAAAGAGGGCGCGUACCUUUGAAUUCACCUUUUGUCUUAGAUGUGGAAAGCCUAGCACCGCAGAGAACGUCCUCAUUCGUUGUAGUGAAUGUGAUACGCCAUACCAUAGCUUAUGUCAUCGACCAGAUGCUAUACCCAAUAAUAAAAUUUGGAAAUGCCAGCGCUGCAAAGGCUCCGAACAGUCUAAUGCCUCCACCCCAAUGGGACAAUCAUCUAAUUCCACUUCCUCGGAAACGUCUGCCUCGUCGGUGACCUCCGCCGCUGCGCUCAUCCCCUUGUCCACAGGGCCUUCGUUUAAAUCCGAUGGGUCCGGGAUGAAUAGGACCGAUCGUCCUCGGAACGAAGAUGCGCGUCUGGAGAAUUUUCAUUCCUAUUCAGAUGAUGACCGCCUGAGGAAACGAUUUAAGGGCGAUACGUCCACCCAGAAUCAGUGGUCCUCAGAGGGUGCUGCCUUGGGUAGGGUAUACGGGGAUCUUGAGUAUGGGGAGUUGGCAAGAUCCAAGAUUUUUCAUGGAAGUCAAACGUUUGCAGUCGUAAUCGGUAGCCGUUCUCGGAGCACAUCGGCUUCUGCCGAUGGCAAGCAGAACAAUCAUCAGGGGGGUCAUCAGGAUUUUGGACAUGCCGUUGCCGCGAGGAUCUCACAAGGAACAUCGGAACGUCUUACAAAGCGCACAAGCAUCACGAGCCGUUCGUCGCCUCCGCCUGCAGCUCUUACAAGCUAUAACGAGGACCUGAGUGUCCUAAAACAGGCCCGCCUUCCAUCAGAGAUAAAGGAUUCACAAGAGAUGGAUUAUGAAUUGGUUGAUGCCCAAAUGAGCUUGGAUUCUGCAGAUCUCCACUCACCGAUGCAGGAGCGUACCAUGCAUAACUACCAAGUCCAUAACAACAUGGCCUCCGAGACUCUGGGAAGAACAACACCGUAUUGGGGCACACAUGAACAAAAUGAACCCUUUUCAAGAUACGAGAGGCCAUCGUCUUAUGAUAACCCAAGGCCACCCCCUGAAGAUAACUCUCCCCAGUAUUCUCCAAGCGUAGGAGAUCGCGAAAGGAACGAAGCUGAACGUUCUAUCAAUCGGGAAUAUCGUGAGGCAUCAUCUCCACCUUAUAGCCCGCCACCUCCUGAUGUUGAUGUACUUUAUGAGGGCCCUGUGAAGGAUCUGACACAUAUGCCCUUGCCUCAAACAACGCAGCAAGAACAACCGAAAAAUAGUGAUAAUUGGUUUUCGUGCGUAAUGUGCAACUUUUAUAUCCAAAAUAAUGGACAAUAUAAGAACAAUAUCUGUGGAUCUUGUGCCCUAAAUCCUGUACCACCGCGUAAUUCCCGGGUUAUCCAAGAACCACCUCAACCGACGGCUCAAAGAACGGCAAGGCAAGCCCGGCAUCAGGCUGGCCAAAAACCCUAUCGAAGAAGGGUACGCAAACACCCUAAACAUUUUAAACCGACUUCAUCUACGGGUUUUCCGAAUCAUGAAGCGCCCAAGGGUUCGACCCCCGAGGAAUUCUCUGUUGUGCCUGCAGCCAGAAAAUUCCAGACUUCGAAGGAUAGAGUGAAUGAGAAGUAUCCAAUGAAUGAGCCUGUGCCAAGCAAACCACGAGCAAUAAGUGUACUGCGGAAAAACAAAGAUGAAGAGCCUAUCAAAAAUACUCUAGAACUGCGCGCCUCCUGUGAUAUCUCUGAUAAGGGAGGGAAACCGGAGGCUGUCGCUACUAAUGGGAAAUCUCGGAGACCGGUUAGGCCUAGCAAUUUUACAGGCCCAGCGAGAAAAUUCCCUAGCACGCCUAUUUCCCACGAGUCUCCGCCUCCGGGAGUGGUGAGCUCCACUGAGCGACCAGUAAGCCGUAACGAUAAUAAUCCUCCGAAAAAGAUACCGCCGCGACGGCCUGCAGUAAAAAAUGCAGGCGGAUCAAUUCAAUUCACUGACUCCGAUGACUCCGAUGAGCCUGUGGGUGACAGGGCCACAAUUAUAAUGCUUCAGAAGAAAUUAGCAGAGCAGAAAAACUGCACCAAAAACCAGAGGAACAAAGUUAUAAGGCUACAGGGAGAGCUUACAGAAGUCAAGGAAGAGCUUACAGAAGCCACGAGGGAGACAAAGAGGGUCCGAGAAGAGUUCAGCGCUAAACUGGCUCAAGCACGCAAAAUUAAGAAAUCUGAUCCCGUACAACUGGAUAUAAAUGACGAAACAAAGGCGUGUGACCUGCUGGUAAAACUUACUACAGGAAAGCUUGCACCUGUACCUCUAAAAUUAAAAGAUCUCUAUAAGGAUAUCGAUUUUACCGCAUCUUCCCCUUGGCCUUGUCCUCCCGAGCUGCCCGAGCCAGAUCCGAAGAGCUUUCUUUGGAUGACGAGGUUUCCAGAGAAUAUGGUCCCAGCUGUUAAAGAUGGAGUGCUGGGAUUUCGGCCCGGUAUUAUCAAUCAACGAACCCGACGCCUUGAUCGAAACGUCCAGCACUACAAAGUCCGGACCCCUGGAGCUCUUUUGGAUAGGAUUUGA